Molecule: messenger RNA, 768 nt
Organism: Mycotypha africana
Lineage: Eukaryota; Fungi; Mucoromycota; Mucoromycetes; Mucorales; Mycotyphaceae
Exons: 2
Coding region: 1-768 (255 amino acids)
Source: RefSeq, a predicted model, not a curated record
AUGGCAGACGUUGUAGAUUCAGCGGAGACAAUUAUAUCGACAAUAACACUUUUGAUUUACGCUGACACAGCAUUACCAGCGGACGACGAUUUUGAUUUGUUCAAUAAACGUGGAUUGCCAGGAACAAAAGAUUACGUGGGUAUGAAUGAACACCAAGUAGAAACACAAUACGGUCAUGAGCAACUGCCGAAAACACAGAUGUCAACUACAGCUGACUCGAAGCACAACAAGAAUAAAAAGAAUUUGCUCGUUGGCUUCACACCAUUAGCACGUUUCUUCGGUAAAAUUCUACCCUAUACCGAUGAAAAAAGAAAUCUCUAUUGGACAAAACAGCGUGCGCUUGAGAAGGAUUGUAGAUCACUAAUCGAUGAAACAAAUAUUAUUCGGGGACUAUUAACAAAUAAGGAACAACAGAGGCAACAAAAAUUUUUAUGGUGCUUUCGACCUAUAAAUUUGCCAUUGCCAUUAAGCAGUAAUAAGCACAACCGAUGGAUAGCUUUUGAGAGAAAAAAUCAGAUCUUAUUGACACAGCAGCUUGAAAAGCUGCAUAAUGGAGUAGUCAAUGAUUGUUGCGAGAUAGAAGAUAGAAAUAUAUUCGGUAGGAACCUUAUCGCUACGGUCUUGCUGAAAGAGGGAAUAGCCUUCGUACUCAAUCCAGAUUGGUCUGAGCCCCUUACCUUUGAGGUGGCAUUGUUACCCAAAUUGACCUGGUGUCAACGCCUUCGCUCAUCAAAGAACUCUACAGUGUGGUUAGAAAAUCAACGCUAA